UCCACCAAAACUCUGUCCACAUUGACUUAUUCAUCAUGUAUAUAUAUUGACAUGAAACAAACUCAUAUCUCCCACAUCUCCUACUUACCAUUUACUACUUUGUGAUUCAUUCAUUUGCCUAGUUUAGUUUUUGAAAAAUAUAACAUUAACAUCAAGUUAUGACUGAGAACCAGUUAUAUAGCUUUAUAACCAUGGAGAAGAAGAGUUCACUGUCUAAAUGCGACCAGUCCUCUUCUUUUUCUUUCCGUUUGUUUGGUCUGAUCAACUUCUUCCUCAUCAGUUUUUCCAGAUGGGUUUCUUUUGCUCAGACAUUUUUCUCCAGGUUCUGGCCUCUUCUUCACCACCAGCAAUGUGUUUCUGAGAAGAAGAGCAAAGAUCUCGAGUUCCAAACUUCGAUCAAACGCGAAGAUGACGGUCUUUGCAGAGAAGAUGUAGUGAUGGUGAUGAAGAGCUUAGGACUUGUCGCCGAUUCAGGAAGCGAGGGACUUCAAAAACGAUACAGUUCCGAGGAUCUUUCUAAUCUGUUUGAAGAGAAAGAGCCAAGCUUGGAGGAAGUGAAGCAAGCUUUUGAUGUCUUUGAUGAAAACAGAGAUGGGUUUAUCGAUCCAAUAGAUUUGCAAAGAGUUUUGACUAUCCUUGGCUUCAAGCAAGAAUCUAACCUUGAGAGUUGCAGGAGAAUGAUCAGAUCAUUCGAUGGAAAUAAAGACGGAAGAAUUGAUUUCUAUGGAUUUGUUAAAUUCAUGGAGAACCACUUCUGCUGAAGUCAGUAUUUCUUGAAGUAACAAUCUAUCAAUUUAUGCACUUGUUUUCUUCAUGCUUUUGAGAUUGUGUCUGUUAAUAUUGUUGUCUCAGAACCAUGUAUAAAUUUCUAAACUUUCGUA
Molecule: messenger RNA, 881 nt
Organism: Camelina sativa (false flax)
Lineage: Eukaryota; Viridiplantae; Streptophyta; Magnoliopsida; Brassicales; Brassicaceae
Product: putative calcium-binding protein CML46
Molecular function (GO): calcium ion binding
Source: RefSeq, a predicted model, not a curated record